Nymphalis io (European peacock) is the source of this 1035-nucleotide messenger RNA. RefSeq lists its product as uncharacterized. The record is from RefSeq and is a predicted model, not a curated record. The coding region runs from base 142 to 846 and encodes 234 amino acids. The transcript has a single exon. Lineage: Eukaryota; Metazoa; Arthropoda; Insecta; Lepidoptera; Nymphalidae.
UUAGUAACAUUAAUCUUUAAUCCAAUAAAAAAGUAAAUGUUAGAAGGUGUACAUUUUAUCUGUGAAUACUGACAAGUGCAAAAAACCUAGUAUUGGAUUAGCCCAUAUGCUUUUGCACUGUUAGUGGUCACUUGAGUCGUGAUGCAAACGCACGGAAACUUAGCAGCUAGUUCUCUAUGGCAACCGUCCGAGCUCGCUAGACGAAUGUUGGGAGAGAGGCCCUCUCCUGUUCCACCAACAAGAGAAUUGUGGCCUCCACCAGAACCAAUUUUAAGCAUAAGCACGUUACAACUGGCUUAUCAACAAAAUGAAGACCUAUCACCGAGACACGCAUCAACUUUUGCUUCUCAACCAUACGUUCCUACAACCGUGCCUAUUGAAUGCGAUGCAUGUCCGCGCCUUUGUACUAUAGGUACGAACACGGAUCCGCCUCCCACAGUUUUGAGUCGAAUAAGACAUUUUCUUCGAAGAGAUAACGACUUGAUUUCAUUGCCAUCGUCAAUACAACUUUCUGUAAUGAGAAUGGAAACACGAACGGAACAAAACAAAGAAAAUUCAAAUCGUACUGUUAAUGGCUUAAAGAAAGCCAUAUCAGGGGCUAAAUAUCGCAUAGCUCCGAACACUGAGAGCAUCGCAAGUCCCAAAAUUGUAUAUGAUACUUCAAAGCCGGGCGAUCGAAUGGUUACAACAUUUGGUGCGAGUAAUUCUCGAAAAUGGUUUAAACUUCCAUCGAGAUCGGACUGUUCUCAUCAUUUUCGUACAUUUAAAAAAUUUUGUUGCCACAGAUCUCGAGAUUCAUCACACCGUCAGUGUCAUCGUCCGCCUUUACAAAUAACUCAGGUGUGAAAUUCAAGAGGAUCAUUUAAAGAAACCUAUUUAAAAUAUUGUGUUUAGUUUAUAUUUUAUAUAGUUUAUUUCAUAUAUGAUGCACCAAAGGCUAUCUCUAUUAUAGUAAAAAGCUAAGCGUUGUUCACGGUUUUUGUAGAGUGAUCGAAGUUUAAGUAGCGUUUUGGCUAAUAAACGUUUCUACGUAAA